AUGGAUCCAGUGAUGAAGAGCAGACAUGAAAUUUGGUGGCUUUUAGCAGCUGCCUGUUGGAUGAUUGUUGGACCUGCUAAUGGUGGCACUAAGACUAAAACCCUGCAGAAUCCAGAAGCUAACAUGAACAUUAGCCAGAUUAUCUCCUACUGGGGCUACCCCAGUGAAGCAUAUGAUGUUGUAACAGAAGACGGCUUCAUUCUUGGGGUUUACAGGAUUCCUUAUGGGAAAGGACACUCUGAGACAACAGUUCCGAGGCCCAUUUUCUAUCUGCAGCAUGGCAUGUUUGUGUCUGCUAGUAUCUGGAUAGCGAAUCCACCCUACAGCAGCCUGGCCUUCACUUUGGCAGAUUCAGGAUGUGACGUGUGGAUGGGGAAUAGCCGUGGGAAUGUCUGGUCUCGGAAACAUGUGCACUAUUCUGCGGAAUCACCGGAAUUCUGGGCUUUCAGUUUUGAUGAAAUGGCUAAAUAUGACCUCGUGGCCACUUUGAACUUCAUUAUAAACAAAACCCAGCAGGAGAAAUUGUAUUAUGUGGGUCACGCCCAGGGCGCCACCAUUGCUUUUGCAGCAUUCUCCACCAAUCCAAAGCUGGCUCAGAGAAUCAACAUGGUUUUUGCCUUGGCGCCAGUGGUUUCAGUACAACACAGCAGGGGCCCCCUAAAGACCUUGAUGUCCAUUCCUCCAUUCUUAUUAAAGGUUAUCUUUGGGAGAAGGGAGCUCUUCCCAAAGUCCGCCCUGAGUCAGUUCCUUGGCAGCCAAGUGUGCAACCAGAAAGGGUUCGAUCACCUCUGUACAGACUUACUCUUCCGUGCAUAUGGAUAUGACCGGGAAAACAUUAACAUGAGCCGUCUGGACGUCUAUCUGUCCCAGAGUCCUGCUGGAACCUCUGUCCAGAACAUAGUCCACUGGAAUCAGAUUCUUCAGUCUUCAAAGUUCCAAGCUUAUGACUGGGGAAAUCCAGCUGCGAAUAUGGCACAUUUUAACCAGGUGACACCACCCUUGUACAACUUGGGAGCCAUCAAGGUACCAAUAGCCAUAUGGAGCGGGGACCAAGACCGCUUUGCUUCCCCCAGGGAAGUAGAAAAUUUGCUCCCCAAACUUCCCAACAUUAUAUAUCACAAGAGGAUCCCAUACUACAACCACAUAGAUUUUCUGCUGGGCCUGGAUUCACCUCAGGAAUUCUUCCAUGAAAUUCUUUACUUGAUAAACCCAAACAUGAAAUAUUACAGACCUUGUUGUUUCCUUGUGUCUGGGAGAAAGGAAAUCAAAUUUGUUAACCCCCACCAUGCAGCAGGGACUGUGUUAAGCACUUUCACAAAUGUUAUCUUGUUUGAGUGGAAAAAGGGAGAUGUUGAUCUAAGUACUGCGGAGUUAUUUAAGGCCCUAGAGAAGGAGGCAGCAGCUGGUGUCUAUGGCCAGCAGUGA
Messenger RNA from Dromiciops gliroides (monito del monte), 1425 nucleotides. RefSeq names its product lipase member K-like. Bases 1 to 1425 code for a protein of 474 amino acids. The record is from RefSeq and is a predicted model, not a curated record. NCBI's taxonomy places the organism in Eukaryota, Metazoa, Chordata, Mammalia, Microbiotheria, Microbiotheriidae. The transcript is spliced from 11 exons. Gene Ontology annotation, cellular component: intracellular membrane-bounded organelle.